This is a messenger RNA of Trypanosoma cruzi, 1212 nucleotides long. Its product is annotated as protein kinase, putative. Gene Ontology annotation, biological process: protein phosphorylation. Gene Ontology annotation, molecular function: ATP binding; cyclin-dependent protein serine/threonine kinase activity. NCBI's taxonomy places the organism in Eukaryota, Euglenozoa, Kinetoplastea, Trypanosomatida, Trypanosomatidae. Bases 1 to 1212 code for a protein of 403 amino acids. The transcript has a single exon. The record is from RefSeq and is a predicted model, not a curated record. Gene Ontology annotation, cellular component: nucleus.
AUGAAGCGGGACCGCGACGAUAGUGUGGUGGGAACGCCGAAUGGCAAGUGGGACGUCUCCCCGCACGGUACACUGGGGGCGGAGGCGAAGGAGUUUGAAAGAAAUGCGGUGCGGCGCUACGUUUUUGGGCUUGUGCAUUUGAAGAAUGAAAGCCCGAAAGCAAAUGCGGUUGAUGUCUCCGAGUCUAUUGUUCGCUCCUUCAAUGAACGGUUUAGGCGGAUUGUUAAAAUAGGACAAGGGAGCUUUGGAGAGGUGUACAUUGUCUUUGACACCGUGACUCAAACCCACCUUACAAUGAAACGCAUGCAACUGCUUCGUGGCGCGGGUAGACGUGUCAUGGGCCUUUGCAACACAACCUCACGGGAGAUGAAUCUGCUGCGCGUACUGAAGCAUGUAAAUAUUGUUGAAUUAUUUGACUAUCAUGUCGUUCCUGAUGGAACCCUUAUCAUGUUGAUGCCCGUCAUAGCUUAUGAUCUUGUCUCGCUGAUUCGGCUUUGGCGAAAUGGCGGGCCCCGCGGGGAGCCAAGUGCCGGUCGCAUGCCACUUCCCACCAUUAAGUGUAUUUUCCGUCAGCUUCUCACAGGGCUGGCCUACCUACAUAAGGAACGGGUUAUUCAUCGCGAUUUGAAGCCAACCAACGUUAUGAUUAAUGAAAAGGGAGUUGUGAAGAUUAUUGACUUUGGCUGGGCACGUUUUUGCCCUGCGCGGUGGCGUGGACCAAUGACAGGACCGCCGUGUCCUGUGGCUUACCGCCCACCAGAAGUCCUUCUUGGCGGGGAGCACGCAGUGAACUACGACGCCUCCGUUGACUUGUGGUGCUGCGGUUGCAUUCUAUUUGAGAUGUUGUCUGGCGGAAAGAUGUUUAUUAACGCCCGUAGCGAGGCGGAGGCGGUAGCGGCCAUUACCGACUGGCUGGGCUCUCCGUCGUCGAAGAGCCAAUUGUACUACGGCCACUCUGCUGUUUCUCUCAUACGGUUCAAACAGAACCGUCCAAGCCGUUUGGCACACCGGUGUGAACUGUUGCACAUUGACCGGGAUAGUGUGGACAUGUUGGAGAAGAUGCUCCAGCUAGAGCCAAAGUGGAGAAGGCCCGCUGAGGAGCUGCUGCGGCACCGCUGGUUUUCCUCCGCGCCAGUGGCAUGUGAGCCGCACGAAAUAUCGCUACCAGAGCACAACAUGUAUCGAUGGUUGGAUUCCAAGCGCCCAUCGUAA